CUCAUAUUAUAUAAAAAAAAUUAAUGAACUUCUUGGUGAAAGUAUUUUUUUUUAUUAAAUUUAAUUUUCGAACACGAAAUUAAGGCGGCAAAAUAAUGGCGGGAUUUUCAUCUACACUUAACAUUCCGACUUUCGUAAUCUGCUGUGUGCGAAUUGACGCGUCUACGAAACUUAAUUCUAAAUUUGCAAUUUACAAUGUCGUCAAAAAAAGGAGGGAAGUCCAAGUUCCUAAGUGAAGAUUUAAACGAAUUGAUAAAUGAAUCACAAUUUCUAAAGGAUUCUGUCUGUAAUAAGAAAAUUACUAAAAGACAGAAAAAUGAUUUAACCGAAGAAGAAAGCAUAUCUAAGUUGAUUGGUCAAUAUCAAGCUAAUUCGAAGAAAAAGAAGUUGGAUGUAAAUGUAGAAGCAUGUAAAGAGUCACGACAGAAAAUAUUGGAUGUUAUGAACAAUCAACUAGAGACAAGGAAAGAAAAAAGUAAUACCCUGCUGAAAAACUUAACAGAAGUGAUGGUACAGCUGGAAGCAGAUUGUAAUGCCAUGAAAGACAAUGAAAAAAAGCUAGAACAUUUAACUGGAGCUGUAGUAAAAUGUAUGCAGCAGGCCACCACAGCUCAUAAACAGAAAUUGAAAAUACUAAGAGAUAUACAUACUUCAUUUAAAAAACAAGUGGAAGGACUGCUUACAAAAGGAGCAAUAAAACCAGAUGACAGGCCUCUGUGGUUUGAUGUGUAUAGAGCUUUCCCACCUCUAGUGGAACCUAAGUUUGCUAAACCAAAACCAGAAAACAAGCCUAUAAGACCAAUACUUUAUCCUGAGGAUAAUAUUAGAGUAAAGUUUCACUCCAAGGGCUAUGGUUUAGGGGCAAUAAAUAUGAUUAGCCAGACCGAAACUCAAACCAAGCGACUUGUACAACAAUACGAGAAACUGAAAUCCGAAGGUGUUCCAAAGAAGGAACUUGUUGAAAAGGCCGCAGAAAUUGUUGGUAGUGAGCGGCAACUAGAGGCAGCUAAGGCUAAAAUUACUGCAGAAAGCCCAGGAUCCGUUACAGCGAAAGUUUUAGCUGAGGCCGAUAUUAAGAACAUUUUCUCUGAAAAAAUUAAGUGCAAAAUGGCGCAGAAGAGAUCUCUGUGGUUCUACUUGGCUGUAGUUUUAGUCAUUUUGAGUACUUUAACUCAAGAAGCCGAAGCCAGGCGUAAAAUUCUUCGAGGGCGACGCGUAAUGACUCGUACUUAUUACCAUGGCAACGCUGUUCCAGCUUGGGCUAUUAGUUUGAUGUCUGGUAUAGGCAUGUUGGUUGUCGGUGGCGUGUUAUACGUAAUCAUGAGAAAGAUUGUACUUUCAUCAGAAACUGGAUCCUUGAAUACAUACCAGCCAGCUAUGCAGCAAGAUGUUUGAGGAGCUAACACUGAUGUGAUUCAAGUCUAUUUAUAAUAUUAUAAUUAAUUUGUAAGAUUUAUGGUAUAGCAUACAUAGCCUAGUAAUUGACGAAAAUCGAACGAACGAUUUUACUUGGAAUAUUGAUUCUUCCAGCACUACUACUGCAACUGAUACCACCUAUUAAGA
Molecule: messenger RNA, 1563 nt
Organism: Spodoptera exigua (beet armyworm)
Lineage: Eukaryota; Metazoa; Arthropoda; Insecta; Lepidoptera; Noctuidae
Source: the annotation of a GenBank genome assembly